AUGACUACGUGGAUUUUCGAUACGGAGAGCGAAGCUAUUGAGGUAUCUACCCGAGUGAAGGAGAUACACGCGGAGGCUGGAUUCGAGCUAUGCAAGUUCUCAUCCAGCUCACCCAUCGUUGAAGCGGCGUUGGGACCACCUGGACAAGUCAAGAGCGUCGGAUGGGGUGAGUCUGACCAGAAAAUCCUUGGAAUGCGUUGGCAGAUAGCAACGGAUGACUUCAGAUUCAACGUGGAGUAUCAUCGAGUGCCAAAAAGCGUCCUAAGUGGAGAGCGAGUCCCAACAAAGAGGGAGCUUUUGAGCCUGCUGAUGUCAACGUUCGACCCAUUGGGGUUCCUGUGCUGCCUGAUGAUUACAGCGAAGCUGUUGCUGCGGGAGAUCUGCAGACAGAAGAUCCAGUGGGACGAACCGCUGCCGGAGGAGAUAGGCAGAGCCUUUGCUGCCUGGCGCAGAGAGAUGGACGCCGUGGAACAGUUCCGAUGUCCUCGCCACUACUUUGGGUGUGGAGCAGUUUGGACCAUCGAGCUACACGUUUUCGUGGACGCAAGUCAAUCUGCAUUCGCGGCGGUGGCCUAUUGGAGGGUCACGUACAAGAAUGGCAACGUGCUGGAGCUGCAGGCAGCGGUCCUUGGAACCAGAGUGAUGAACACUGUCAAGAAAGAACAUAGUGUGGACAUCAGCGAGACGGUUUUAUGGACGGAUUCAAAAACGGUGCUGAAAUGGAUCGGCAGCAGCCACCGCCGGUAUAAGCAGUUUGUUGGCAACCGAGUGGCGGAGAUUUUGGAGUCGUCGAAGGUUUCCCAGUGGAGAUGGGUACUUACAGCUGACAACGCAGCGGAUGAUGCGACGCGGUCGCAGAGGAAGGCGGACCUUAGCACGGAAUCCCGGUGGCUAAGCGGUCCCGCAUUUUUGAGGCAGCCAGCAAGCGAGAUUCUCGAGCUUCAGUCGCCUGGUGAGGACCAUCGCCUGGGUCCUGAGGUUUGCGCGACGGUGCCGCAAACAGAGAAGCGAGCUCGAGGAAAGGAGUGUGAGGCGGCGGAGAACCUGUUAAUCAGGCAGUCCCAAUUGGAGUCGUUUCCCGACGAAUGA
Drosophila eugracilis is the source of this 1089-nucleotide messenger RNA. RefSeq lists its product as uncharacterized. Lineage: Eukaryota; Metazoa; Arthropoda; Insecta; Diptera; Drosophilidae. The transcript is spliced from 3 exons. The record is from RefSeq and is a predicted model, not a curated record. The coding region runs from base 1 to 1089 and encodes 362 amino acids.